GAGGUCGGUAGCGCAGACUUGUGUGAGAGCACGAUGCCUGUGGACGUGUCUCAGUGGUGCGGGGCUCUGGCCCUGGACGAGGUAGACGAAAAGCCGGCGCAGCCGCUCAAUGUGACCUACGGUCCUUUGGCGAUAGAGGAGCUGGGCCAAGUGGUGACCCCUACCCAGGUCCAGAACCGUCCAACCAGCCUAUCGUGGGAGGGAAUGGAUAACGGCAAGCUGUAUACUCUUGUGCUUACAGACCCUGAUGCACCAAGCCGAAAAACUCCAAAAUUCAGGGAAUGGCAUCACUUCCUUGUUGUAAAUAUGAAGGGAAACGACAUCAGCAGUGGUUGUGUCUUGUCCGAUUACAUUGGUGCAGGUCCACCCAAAGGAACUGGACUUCAUCGUUACGUCUGGUUGGUCUACCAACAGAAAGAACAGCUCAAAUGUGAUGAGCUAAUUCUCACCAAUCGCUCUGGACAGCAUCGAGGGUUGUUCAAUGUCCUUUCUUUUCGCAAAAAAUAUGGCCUGGAAAGCCCGGUUGCAGGAAAUUGCUUCCAGGCAGAAUGGGAUGAUUAUGUCCCCAAGCUGUAUGAACAGCUGGGAUCCUAAAAGAUAACGUGCCCCCUUAUUGCUCUCUAGUAAUCAUUGCACCUAACUAUUUAGAUGACUUGUAGUGGCAUAAUGGGUGGUUCAGUUUUUCUAUUGCUCAAGAUUCCUGCUCAUUGUCAGUACCUUCUGUAUUAAAUCUCCAUUGCCAAAUACCGCAGCAUUAUAACAGUGUUAAUGAACAUUGCCUUAAAAUGUGUUUUAGUGCAUAACUGAUCCCAUGUAGAAUGACUUUUCAUAAAAAUAAAGCAAAACAUAUGGGUGUA
Messenger RNA from Hyla sarda, 857 nucleotides. RefSeq names its product phosphatidylethanolamine-binding protein 1-like. Bases 34 to 594 code for a protein of 186 amino acids. The transcript is spliced from 4 exons. NCBI's taxonomy places the organism in Eukaryota, Metazoa, Chordata, Amphibia, Anura, Hylidae. The record is from RefSeq and is a predicted model, not a curated record. Gene Ontology annotation, biological process: negative regulation of MAPK cascade.